GUAAGCCUUUGAUUGUUGAAGAUAUAUAUAUAUAUGAGAUGUUUGUUUAGAUUUCAAUAUCAUCAUCAUCCGAUAUUCUCUUCACAUUCCAUCGCUUCUUCCAUACUCUUGUUGAAUUCAGUCUUUACUGUUUUUAUUUAUUCCACCAUUUCCCAUAUUGAAACUAAAGUGAAAUCUCCAAAGCAAUGUCUUCCAAAUUCACUAUCCCUCAACUCCUUGUCCUCCUCCCCUUCCUCAGCCUCGCCAUCGCUGCACCAGCUCAAAAGUCAACUCCAAGUAAUGGCCUUAUGGCGAGUAAUCUAAAGCCCACCUGUGCUCCAGGCGGAAACAUCGAUCUCUCAAAAUGGACUCUCCAACUACCGAUUGGCACAACAGGUCAUCCCGAUUCCAUCAGCGGUUCCAAGCUCGCAGGGUGCAAUGGCUACACCCAAAAAGAUUAUUUCUACACCAACACCGAUGGAUCCGUCGUGAUGAAAGUUCCAGGCGGAGUAUCCACCGGCUGUGUCACCACGGCCAACUCCAAGCACUGCCGCACCGAGCUCCGCGAAGCCAGCCCCAGUUCCUGGGAUCCUAGCUCUUCCAGCAAUAAACUGAGUGCUACUCUCCAAGUAAUUACCGCUGAUGAUUCGACGCACGGCACUGUCAUUGGACAAAUUCAUAUCGACGAUAGUGUAUCUUCCAAACCCGUGUGCGAGCUUUUUUAUAAUUCUAAGGGGGUGAUUUCAAUGGGUGUAGAACAAACUAGAGCUGGUGGUAAUGAAAUUGUUACACAAGUGGGGAGUGUGGCUGUGGGAUCUAAGUUCUCGUAUGAGAUUGCUUAUGAGGGGGGAAAAUUGAGUGUGGCUAUUAAUGGGGGGACGGCGAAGGUUUUGGAUACUUAUCAGUUGAGUAGUCCGAAGAGUUAUUUUAAGGCUGGGAAUUACAAUCAAGGGGAUAGCAAGUCUGAGGUGCAUUUCUUUGCUAUUGAUGCUCAGCAUUAAGGGGUUGCUGGGAGAUAGUGAUGGUUGAGGUGGAAUGGUCAAAACUGUAAGUUAGAAAGGGUUGAGGACGAUGGAUGGUUUGUGCUUGAUAAUUUGGUUUUUGGUUUGAGUUGUUGAUUUUCUGUUGGUACUUUCCAUUUCAAGACUUUCUUUUUUGAUUUUGUAUUAUAAACAGACUAUGGACGUGGUAGUGCGUUCAACUCCCGAAGAAUGACGAAUAUAUAUUUUCCGGGUCUACAUUUGUC
Messenger RNA from Sclerotinia trifoliorum, 1225 nucleotides. Lineage: Eukaryota; Fungi; Ascomycota; Leotiomycetes; Helotiales; Sclerotiniaceae. The record is from the annotation of a GenBank genome assembly.